Pocillopora damicornis (cauliflower coral) is the source of this 1999-nucleotide messenger RNA. Its product is annotated as neuromedin-U receptor 2-like. The record is from RefSeq and is a predicted model, not a curated record. Gene Ontology annotation, cellular component: membrane. NCBI's taxonomy places the organism in Eukaryota, Metazoa, Cnidaria, Anthozoa, Scleractinia, Pocilloporidae. Gene Ontology annotation, molecular function: G protein-coupled receptor activity. Gene Ontology annotation, biological process: G protein-coupled receptor signaling pathway.
UAGUAAAAUGUUUUGUCACAUAGACGUGAACUCUGGUCUGUUUCAGGCGUCAGAAAAGGAAACUACGGAAUGUCGCCAUUGUACAUCGGUUUUGCUAUGACCUUCUCAGUCAUGGUUAUUGUAAAUUUUAUUGGGAACUCCCUAGUAAUCUCGGUGGUUUUGCUGAACAAGUCCAUGAAGACGCCUAUCAAUUAUCUCCUAAUGAAUUUAGCCGUGGCUGAUAUGACUGUGGCGUUAUUCUCCAGUGUGCAGUUGAUCAUUUCACCGGCCAUAUCACACCCACCCCUUGGGAUGAUAGGCGCAAUAGCUUCCAUAUUCUCCUUAAUAGCUCUUGCUUUUGAACGCUACUGCGCUGUCCUGCAUCCUCGCAGUAUACGACUUAAACUCACCAAGAGGAAAAUCCUGCUUUUGAUCAUCUUGUGCUGGUUUUUCUCUGUUGUCUUUACUAUUCCAGGCUUUUGGUGGAUGGUCUUCUUUCCAGGUACAAAUACUUGCGGUCACAAGUGGACGAAACAAGUGUACGCGGAGGUUUACACGAUAGGUUGGACGAUUCUUGCUGGUUUGAUUCCCAUCAGCGCUAUGGCAGGGUUGUACUCAAGAGUGGUCUACCGUUUGUGGUUCACAAAAGAUACAACUACAGAAGCAUCCCAGAGGGCCUUACUUCGUUGUAGAAAGAGAGCUACAAAAAUGGUUAUUGCAGUGACGUUCAUAUAUGUUCUAUGCUGGGUUCCUGAGCUUUCAAUCUAUUUUCUGGGAUUUACUGGGCUUAUGAAACUAACAUAUCUUCAUCACGGUAUUGCGUUGAGUUUGAUCGUUUUCAAUUCAAGUAUCAAUCCCGUGAUAUACAGCCUCCAGAGCAGCACUUUCAGACGCCAUGUAUCUGACCUUAUUCGUUGCAAACAAACCAAAAAUCGCAUUUUCCCAGGCGGCAACAGUACAUCACAAACGCUAAUGUUCCCCUGUUUUCCAGGAACUCCAAAGAUGGGGGACGCUCUUUUCUUUGGACUAACGCUUACUUACUCAAUUCUGAUUGCUAUCAAUCUUAUCGGUAACGCUAUGGUCAUUCUCGUUGUUCUCCUGAACAAGUCCAUGCAAAGGCCAAUCAACUACUUGCUUGUAAACUUGGCUGCUUCGGAUAUGACUGUGGCGAUUUUUGCCAGCAUCCAAUUUCUCAUGGAGCCAACACUUGCUGAUGCUGAGCCAUUGACAGCAAUAUUUCUUUGCAAGUUUUUAACAGGUGGAACCUUGGGUUGGGUUGGUGCAGUAUGUUCUAUCUUCAAUUUAGUUGGCCUCGCCAUUGAGCGCUACUACGCUGUCAUUGUCUCUCACCGUCAUCGAGGCAAGCUUACAAGUGGCAGGUUAAGGGUGUUCAUUUUUGUCAGUUGGACGCUAGCUCUCAUUUGGGCUGGUCCUGGUUUCUUCAUAACUACUUAUAUAAAAGAAUCCCAAAUGUGUGGACAUCAGUGGCCAAAAGAGAUUUACGCUAAGAUGUACACAGUCGGAUGGUCGUUUGUAGCCGGUAUAAUACCUAUAGGAAUAAUGGGAUCAUUAUAUUAUAAAAUAAUAUACCGUCUUUGGUUCACUAAAGAAAAGGCCACGGAAGCUACUCAGAAGGCAAUGCUGCGGUAUAGAAAACGAGUUACAAAAAUGGUUAUAGCCGUAACAAUCAUUUAUGUACUCUGCUGGGGACCUGAACUUAUCAUUUACUUUCUUGGAUUUCUUGGUGUAUUUACAUUACAGGCCAUUCAUCAUGGAGUUGCCUUCGCUCUUAUUGUGUUUAACUCUUGUGUUAACCCUAUUGUCUAUAGUUUUCAAAGCAGUCAGUUCAGAACACAUCUCUUGUCUUUGAUUCGCUUUAGAAGACGUGAUAAUCGAGUGGUACAUCCAAUCAAUAGAUCCCACGGCUUUGCACUUAACUAAUCUUACCUACAUUCUCAAUUCUAAAAGUUUAUAUUUAAAACAUCGUUACUGUCACAAUCAUUUUAAAAACCACAGGAAC